Molecule: messenger RNA, 3877 nt
Organism: Elgaria multicarinata webbii
Lineage: Eukaryota; Metazoa; Chordata; Lepidosauria; Squamata; Anguidae
Gene: USP25
Product: ubiquitin specific peptidase 25
Exons: 26
Coding region: 92-3439 (1115 amino acids)
Biological process (GO): regulation of proteasomal protein catabolic process; proteasome-mediated ubiquitin-dependent protein catabolic process; protein deubiquitination
Molecular function (GO): cysteine-type deubiquitinase activity; proteasome binding; protein binding
Source: RefSeq, a predicted model, not a curated record
CCAGCGAGCCCUCCCCGCCCGUUGCCAGCUCCGCUCCCUUUCUGAACUCCCUGAGGCCGGCGGGGAGGGAAGCCCAAGUCGGGAAGGGGCCAUGACUGUGGAGCAGAAUGUGUUGCAGCAGACCAACUCGCAGAAGCACCAACAGACGUUUCUGAAUCAGCUGAGAGAGAUCACUGGUAUCAAUGACACCCAAGUACUGCAGCAAGCCUUGAAGGACAGCAAUGGAAACUUGGAGUUAGCAGUAGCUUUCCUUACUGCAAAGAAUGCUAAGAUUCCUCAGCAAGAAGAGACAACCUACUAUCAAACAUCACUUCCUGGCAAUGACAGAUACAUCAGUGUAGGCAGCCAAGCAGAUACAAAUGUGAUUGAUCUCACAGGGGAUGAUAAAGAUGAUCUUCAGAGAGCAAUUGCCCUCAGUUUGGAGGAAUCAAACAGAGCAUUCAGGGAGACUGGAAUAACAGAUGAGGAACAAGCCAUUAGCAGAGUUUUAGAAGCCAGCAUAGCAGAAAACAAAGCAAGUCUGAAAAGGACACAUCCAGAAGUGUGGAGUGACUCUCCAAAUCCAUAUGAUAGAAAACGUCAAGAUAAUUGCCCUGUGGGAUUGAAAAAUGUUGGCAACACAUGCUGGUUCAGUGCAGUUAUACAGUCAUUAUUUAAUCUGCUGGAAUUCCGAAGGCUCGUCUUGAAUUAUAGUCCUCCUGCAAGUGCCCAAGAUUUGCCCCGAAACCAAAAGGAAAAUAGAAAUUUGCCUUUUAUGCGUGAGCUAAGAUACCUAUUUGCACUUCUUGCUGGCUCAAAAAGAAAAUAUGUUGAUCCUUCAAGAGCUGUUGAAAUCCUUAAAGAUGCAUUCAAAUCUACUGACUCCCAGCAGCAAGAUGUCAGUGAAUUCACACAUAAGUUAUUAGACUGGUUAGAAGAUGCCUUCCAAAUAAAAGCUGAAGAGGAACAGGAUGGAGAGAAGCCAAAGAACCCGAUGGUAGAGCUGUUUUAUGGGCGAUUUCUAGCAGUUGGAGUUCUUGAAGGGAAGAAAUUUGAAAAUACAGAGAUGUUUGGCCAGUACCCUCUUCAGGUUAAUGGCUUCAAAGAUCUGCAUGAGUGCCUAGAAGCUGCCAUGAUUGAAGGGGAAAUUGAAUCCUUACACUCAGAAAAUUCUGGGAAGUCCGGCCAGGAGCACUGGUUUACUGAGCUUCCUCCUGUCUUAACAUUUGAGCUUUCAAGAUUCGAAUUCAACCAGGCUUUGGGAAGGCCAGAGAAGAUACACAACAAGUUGGAAUUCCCUCCAGUUUUAUACCUGGACAGAUAUAUGCACAAAAACAGAGAAAUCACACGAAUAAAACGGGAUGAAAUCAAGAGACUUAAAGAAUACCUCACAGUAUUGCAGCAGAGGCUAGAACGGUAUUUAAGCUAUGGUUCCGGUCCUAAACGAUUCCCCUUGGUAGAUGUCCUACAGUAUGCACUGGAGUUUGCAUCAAGUAAGCCGGUAUGCACGUCUCCUAUUGAGGAUCUUAAUACUAGUGCUCUCCCUAGUGGUACUUUGUCAACACAGGCAAUACCAAGCACAACAGAGCAACAGGGGCCUUCGACAGAAACACAAAGCACAUCACCUGCACAACGGUCGGUAAUCCAUAAGCCAUUCACACAAUCUCGGAUCCCUCCAGAUCUGCCAAUGCAUCCAGCACCAAGACACAUAACGGAAGAGGAGCUUUCAGUGCUAGAGGGCUGUUUACAUCGUUGGAGGACGGAAGUAGAAAAUGACACUAGAGACUUGCAAGAAAGCAUAUCUAGAAUACAGCGGACAAUUGAACUAAUGUACUCUGACAAAUCAAUGGUGCAGGUUCCUUAUCGGUUACAUGCUGUAUUAGUUCACGAAGGCCAGGCUAAUGCAGGACACUACUGGGCAUAUAUUUAUGACAGUUACCAAAGGAGGUGGAUGAAGUACAACGAUAUUUCUGUGACGAAAUCUACCUGGGAAGAGCUUGAGCGUGACUCGUUUGGUGGUUAUAGAAAUGCGAGCGCUUACUGUUUAAUGUAUAUCAAUGAUAAAGAACCAUUUUUGAUACAAGAGGAAUUCAACAAGGAAACGGGUCAUAUGGUUGUUGGAAUGGAUACAUUACCUCCUGAUUUAAAAGAUUACGUCAAGGAAGACAAUAAGCGCUUCGGAAAAGAGUUAGAAGAAUGGGAUGCACAGAUAGCUCUGAAAGCACAACAGGAAAAGGCAUUACCAUCCCAGGCACCCAGGCUGCCUGUGCCUUCAGCUGCCCAAGGAGAAGAACCAGAAUAUUUGGAACAACCAUCAAGGACUGAUAUCUCAAAGCAAUUGAAAGAAGAUUCCAUACGUGCAAUCACAAAAGCGUUCACUGAACAAGAAGAUAAGAGUCCUGAUGCCAUUAUGAACUUGAAUUCUGAUAGUGCCCCAGUUUCAACAGCUCCUAACCAGAAAGUUGUAGAGGUGGCAAUUCCUCAAGUAGGGACUUACGUGAUUGAGUCAGAGGAGGGGGGUUAUGAUGAUGAGGUCAUGCUGACCCCGAACAUGCAAGGUAUUAUCAUGGCAAUAGGUAAAGCCACGAAUGUGUAUGACAGGUGUGGCCCAGAAGCAGGGUUCUUUCAGGCAAUAAAAUCAGAAUAUGCACGGUUGCUCAAACUGGCCCAAGAAGACACGCCACCCGAGUGUGAUUACCGUUUGCAUCAUGCAAUUGUCUACUUCAUCCAAAAUCAGGCCCCUAAGAAAAUAAUUGAGAGAACAUUGCUGGAGCAGUUUGCAGAUCACAAUUUGAGUUUUGACGAAAGGUGUCGCAACAUUAUGAAAGUGGCCCAAGCCAAAAUUGAAAUGAUAAAGCCAGAUGAAGUCAGCAUGGAAGAUUAUGAGUGGUGGCAUCAAGAGUACAGAAACUUCAGAGAGACAACUGCGUAUCUCAUGGUGGGAUUGGAGCUCUUUCAAAAGAAGAAUUUAAAGGAAGCCUUGCUGUACCUUAUUUCUGCUUAUCAUAAGAACAAGGAGCUCUCUUCAAAAGGCUUGUAUAGAGGGCAUGAUGAAGAAUUGAUGUCCCAUUAUAGAAGAGAAUGUUUGCUAAAGUUAAAUGAGUGUGCUGCUGCACAGUUUGAGUCUGGAAAUGAUCAAGAAGUAAAUAAAGGGCUCGAAAUUAUGAAUGAGCUUAUUGUCCCAUGUCUACCAUUGUUGUUGGUGGAUGAAACAGAGGAAAAGGAUAUUGUUGCUGUAGAAGAUAUGAGAAACCGAUGGUGUUCAUAUCUUGGACAAGAAAUGGAGCCUAACUUGCAAGAAAAGCUGACGGACUUCCUGCCAAAAUUGCUAGAUUGCUCUACAGAAAUUAAAGGUUUCAAUGACCCACCAAAGUUACCUUCUUAUUCCACCCAUGAACUGUGUGAACGAUUUGUCCGAAUCAUGUCGUCACUCAGUCGAACUCCAGCUGAUGGAAGAUAAACUCUGAAGACCUUCCUUAAGCACACUGUAUAAACAUUUUUUUAGUUCUUAACCCUUGCCUUCCUGUCACAGGGUUUGCUUGUUGCUGCUAUAGUUUUUAACUCUUUCAUUUUAAUAACUGCAAGAUAAGAAAGAGGACUGUACAGACAUUAACCAGACUGCAGGCAAUAAUGCUGAGAAUCGCAUGGCACUCAGUUUUGUUAUCAGCCAGAACUCAUGCAUCAUUACAAAUCUGAUUUAUUAUGGCAAACCUACUUUUUUGCCACUUACCUGUUACAGUAUUACUUUGCUUUUAAGAUCACUUCAUCAUCAACAGCUUUCUGUUCAAUCUAGGCCAUUCUGUCACUGCAGCAAUUUUAACGUGACCAGUGUAAAAUACAUGGUACCUGGUAGCUUGUAAAUUACAUCAAAGAAUAAAAAAGGUUUUAUUUAUGGCUA